AGUGUUUGGGUGACGAAGGAUGGUAUGUUAUAAUACCAAUAAUGACAACAUGCAGGCGCUUAGAGGCGGGGGGAUCAUAAUGAGGACCAGCGGUCCCUAGGAAAGAAGCACACUCAACUACCGAUGGUGAAAAACACGUGUACAGUGGCACGAUUUAAUCUUGCCGGGAUGACGACGCUGAGCCGAGCAUGAGGCAAGAUGACGACGCGAGACAAGCUCGAGGCUGACGCGGCUGACGGGCCGUACGGAAGGCAAGGGAAGACAUCGGGCGCGCACGCGAGGCGGACAACUCGAAGAAGACGCGAUGACUUGGACAGUGCACGGCUGACGAAGCUCUCCGGUCCUCCUCUUCCUCCUCCUCCGAGCCUGCAAUGGAUCGACGAAUCGAUCGAUAACUCGCGCACUCGAUGAUAAUUUCAUCGAGCACUCGCUCGCUCGAUCGGCCGAUACUCGAUCGAUCCGUCCCUGAAACUCGUCCGGAUGGCUUCUCUUCGAGACGAGCGAGGAUUUUGUUCCUCAGCGAUACGAUCCAUGGAAUGUUCUGCAAUGCGGAGGUAAAAGAUUGCACGCUGUUCGGCUGAUUGUGUCGACGAGGAGGAACGGAUUUUGUGAUCGGAAGAUCCCAAUCGCAGUGGCUUCAUCGCGAUUGGGUGGUUUCGACAUCGGGGGAUUUCAAUACAUGAGUCUGACUUGCUUCCUCGCGGGGCGACUGGGUGGGUGCGUGCAUGCAUGCAUGCAUGAAUGAACUCACGUUGAUGGCGGGGUUUGGGAUGAUCGUUACUACAAUCAGGUUUUGAUUACGCUAAUCAAUCGGUGGUUGAUGUUGGAAGAGCAUGCUUCAGUGAAUAAGGCAAUCGAGACAGACAGAGCGAGUAGAAAGAAGAUCCGCCAUCUGCUAGCUGGAUGGGCGGGGCUGGAAUAGGGGUGGGCAUAAAUUCAUAACAUUCAAUCGCAAGAAAAGUCGACACACCCGCCGUCCGAGAUGAUGGUGCGUCGUCGUUGGGUCUCGAACAUCGAUCUUGGAUUCAUUCUUUCCCUUAAGAUUCGGUGCAAACGAACUCACUCAUACUUUGUAAGCCCACCUCAUUGCAACGAGAAAGGGUUGGAUGAAUCUCCCUCCAUACUGUACAGAGUAUGGAGAUGAAUCAGAUCAAUCAGAUCAACCACCGGGCAGCAACAGACCUACCUUCCGCCCGCCGCCAAUUGGCGUAAUUCUCGUGAGUUUUUGUGAAGACACACAGACAGACAAGCCUUAGGUCGGAAGACGGUCAGAAAACCAAAUCCAUUUCUCGACAGAAGAAGAAGAAGAAGAAGUACCAGAAAUCAGAUCCAAUCCAACCUGCGAGCACGAAAAGUAUGGGCCCCCCUCCCUCUCUCCCCCUGCCUGCCUGCCCUGCGCUCUGUCCCGUGUGCUGUCAUGGAAGGAAGGAAGGAAGAGAGAGAGAGAGAGAAGAGAGAAAGUAACGCCAAAGAAAGCAGAGUCUGUUAGCAAAAUGCUACGGAGGGAGUGAGCAAGAGAGAGAGAGAGAGAGAGAGAGAGAGAGAGAGAGAGAGAGAGAGAGAGAGGCAACGAGUGAUGCAGAGUGGGAGAAGGCGUCGGUGACUCUGAUUAAAAUCAGAAGAAAAAAGAGGAAGAGAAGGACCCACCUCUCCCCUGAAGGCGGGGGAAGGGGGACCGACAGAGGAUGGACCACGCCAAUCUCGGCUGGGCUGGGGUGAUCGGAUGCGAGCUCAACAUAUCUGCUGCUUGCUUGCUGUUCUCUUCUUCUCCAGAACUAGAGGAGGAGGCAAGGAGAGAGAGAAAGGGUGAUGAGCGAAGGGAAGGGGAGGGGAGGGGAGGAUUAGCCAAGGCUGCUGGUGCCGACAUCAUGCAAAGGAGAUUGAGUUCAAGUUGGGUCGUCUGGAAGGUAUUGAUUCGUGUGGACAGCUAGAUGCUGCUCAGAGGAGGAGGUUGUACGAUACACCUUUUUCUUCAAAUGGUACCACUACGAGCUACUACUGGUCUCUGUAAGCUGGCCUGUGUGCGUCCGUGCAGAGGCACGACGCUGCUCUUUGGGUUGGGUUUGAUUGCUGGGCACUGCUUCAGUGAGCCACACACACCAGAGGAGUGUGGCCCUGGCGAGCAGGCGAGUGGGGAGGGGAGGCAAGCGGAGCGGAAGCAGAGCAGAGCAAAGCGCUGCUGGCGUGAUGAGAUGUGUGUUUGUGUAGCCAGCUCUGGAGGAUGAAGAAGAGUUCACAAGUGGAACUAGAAGUACCUGUCUUCGUCAUCCUUUCCUGAUUCACUGCCACCAGCAGCCCCACUACGACCACCAGCACUGCUACUGGAUGCGUGAAUUGCUGCUAUCCAUCUCUGGAACUAUGGACAAUGUGUUGCGGGUUCACAAGACGUACCACCUUCGACACUGAAUUUUGCUCACAGAAUUAUGUCACGCACAAAACCUUGGACUCUUCAGCUACUGGUGGUUUAUCGUCCGUGCACUUGCGGUACAUGAUUGAGGCAGAUUGUGCAUAGGUGUGUGUAUCAGAGCAGGAGCGCGACAAAUCUCUUU
Molecule: messenger RNA, 2549 nt
Organism: Marchantia polymorpha subsp. ruderalis
Lineage: Eukaryota; Viridiplantae; Streptophyta; Marchantiopsida; Marchantiales; Marchantiaceae
Source: the annotation of a GenBank genome assembly